Zootoca vivipara (common lizard) is the source of this 5477-nucleotide messenger RNA. Its product is annotated as 3',5'-cyclic-AMP phosphodiesterase 4C. The record is from RefSeq and is a predicted model, not a curated record. Lineage: Eukaryota; Metazoa; Chordata; Lepidosauria; Squamata; Lacertidae. Gene Ontology annotation, biological process: signal transduction. Gene Ontology annotation, molecular function: 3',5'-cyclic-nucleotide phosphodiesterase activity.
UUUCUUAUUUAAAUGGCAAAGCCACCCGGAAGUUGGGCUUGUGUUUCCCCACUGUCAGUCUCUCAACGGACGACAAUGACGAGCAGCAGAGAUUUGGGAAGAGGAGAAGCCGAGCGGCAAAAGGUCACGGCAACUGUUUGCAUUUGCCGGGGUGUGUUUUCCCUCCCUCCUUUUUUGGGAGGGAUCCUGACUGCCAGCGUAAUCGGACCCGCCAAGGGCACCACGAUGACAGGGCAGGCUUGGCCAAAUUUUGGGAGCCAGGCCCGCCUCGCAGGGCUCGUCGCUUCUUGUUGUGCUUACUGUGACCAGUGCCAAGGCCGGAUUGUGUCACCCGGACAUAGGGGCUUCUAUAUUCUUAAUAAAAUGGAUUUUCCUGGAACACCGGCUGCAAGCCUGCCCCGUUCAGAGGUUGGGCUCAGGGGCCGGGCUGGUCGCACCCCCCUUUCCAGUCCCGACAGAGACAGCGAUGAGGGAAACUUGGCACUUGCACUCGGCACUUGGAGCUCGGCCAAGGCGUUUGUUUAGCUUCCCAGCUGGGGGUUGGCCUCUCUGCAAAAGGAUUCCUGGGACGGGACGGAGCAGAGGCGUGCUUCGCACUUGGGGUCCUCCCUUCGGGCCAGGAUGGCGGACCCCCUUCUUCCUCCCCGGCCCUCCGGCAUCUGGGAUCUGGGCUUCGCGGAGCACCCCCUGCGGAAACUCUGCGGGAAGGAGACCGGUCCCCCGGGGGCCUCCGAGUGGAGGGGACUCUUCCUCGGUGAGGGCUGGGUUCGAGUCUCGCGUGGCGCCGAGGGCAUCUGAGUCGGCAGGCAACACUCCCCAUUGCCCAAGUCGUCUGAAUUUGCCGGUCGGUGGGAACGAUGCUGCAAUCCGCCAAGGCGCAAGGCUCCCCUGGGGGCUCCCCGGCCCCCUCACCCCACAACUCGCCCGUCCUCUUCCGGAAGGCGAUCUCCAACCCUGGCGGCAUGCGGCUGCAGCGGCGCUUCACCGUGGCGCACCCGCUCUGUUUCGACCUGGAGAAUGGCUUCUCCCCGGGACGGACCCCUCUGGACGCCCAGACCCACCCCGGCCUGGGACUCGUGCUGCAAGGGGCCACCCCCCAUGGCCAGCGCCGCGAGUCCUUCCUCUACCGCUCAGACAGCGACUACGACCUCUCACCCAAGGCCAUGUCCCGCAACUCCUCCGUUGCCAGCGACAUGCAUGGAGAAGACCUGAUUGUCACUCCUUUCGCACAGGUCCUGGCCAGCCUGCGGACAGUGCGCAGUAACUUCGCCACCUUGACCCACCUGCAGGAACGCCUCGGCAGCAAGAGAUCGUCUGGCAUUCCCAACCUGCCGCCCACGUCUAAAGUCAACCUGCCAGAAGAUGCUUCCCAGAAGCUGGCCGUGGAGACCUUGGAGGAGCUGGACUGGUGCUUGGACCAGCUGGAGACCUUGCAGACAAGGCAUUCGGUCAGCGAGAUGGCCUCAAACAAGUUCAAAAGGAUGCUGAAUCGAGAACUGACCCACCUCUCCGAAACCAGCCGCUCUGGGAACCAAGUAUCCGAAUACAUCAGCAGCACUUUCUUGGACAAGCAGCAUGAGGUGGAGAUCCCAACCCUGGGCCCUAAAGAGAAGGACAAAGAGAAGAAGAAGAAGGAGAAGGAGAAGGAGAAGGAGAAUCGGCCGAUGUCACAGAUCAGCGGCGUGAAGAAACUGACGCACGGAUCCAGCUUCCGCUGCGUGACCACCAUCCCUCGCUUCGGGGUCAAGACGGAGAAGGAGGGCCUGCUGGCCAGGGAACUGGAAGACGUCAACAAGUGGGGCCUGGAUGUCUUCAAGAUUUCCGAGUACUCCGGCCACCGCCCUCUGACAGUCGUCAUGUACAGCAUCUUCCAGGAAAGAGACUUGCUGAAAUCUUUCCAAAUCCCCGCGGACACCUUCAUUACCUUCCUGAUGACCUUAGAGGACCACUACCACGCCGAUGUGGCCUACCACAACAACAUCCACGCGGCGGACGUGGCCCAGUCCACCCACGUCCUGCUCUCCAUGCCGGCUCUGGAGGCUGUCUUCACCGACUUGGAGAUUUUGGCUGCCAUCUUUGCCGCCGCCAUCCACGACGUCGACCAUCCCGGGGUCUCUAACCAGUUCCUGAUCAACACCAAUUCGGAGCUGGCCCUGAUGUACAACGAUGCGUCGGUACUUGAGAACCACCACCUGGCUGUGGGCUUCAAGCUCUUGCAAGAGGAAAACUGUGACAUCUUCCAGAACAUCUCCAAAAAGCAACGCCAGUCUCUCCGCAAGAUGGCCAUUGACAUGGUCCUGGCGACAGAUAUGUCCAAACACAUGAAUCUUCUGGCUGAUCUGAAGACGAUGGUAGAGACCAAGAAAGUCACCAGUUUGGGGGUCUUGCUUUUGGAUAACUACUCCGACCGCAUUCAGGUGCUGCAGAACAUCGUUCACUGCGCAGACCUCAGCAACCCAACCAAACCCUUGGAGCUGUACCGCCAGUGGACGGACCGGAUCAUGGUGGAAUUCUUCCACCAGGGAGACCGGGAGCGGGAGAAGGGCAUGGAGAUAAGCCCCAUGUGCGACAAGCACAACGCCUCCAUAGAGAAGUCCCAGGUGGGAUUUAUAGACUAUAUCGCUCACCCGCUCUGGGAAACCUGGGCUGACCUCGUCCACCCGGAUGCCCAGGAGAUCUUGGACACCCUCGAAGACAACCGUGAAUGGUACCAGAGUAUGAUCCCACACAGCCCCCCGCCACCCCUCGACGAGUUGGCAUCCGAGAAAGGAGCUCCCGACAAGUUCCAGUUCCAGCUCACGUUGAAAGAGGAGGACGGAGAGGAGUCGGGUGCAGAGAGCCCCCUGGAAGAGGAUCACAGCGAUGUGAAAACCCCAGAGACCACCGACGACUCAGAGUCAGCCCCCGAGCCUCUGCUGUCCCCCAUUGCCAAGCAGGGCAGCCCCCCAAGGAACAUGCUGGCAAUGCAGAACUUUGAUAACCAGAGGACACUCUCGCAGAGUGAUGGGGGCUCAGCCACGGGGGCCGCCACCGAGACCGAAAGGAGGACAACCGAGGCCGGUCUUGAUCAAGAAGGGAAUAUCACCUUCCUGCCCCUUGGGACGUAAGGGGGAAGUGGGGUUGGGGAAAGGCACUGUUGUUGCGCCAUCUUGGCGGCGUCAUGGGGUGGGUGUGUCUUGAAAGGCCUCUCCACCACCGGAAAAGGUCCGCCAUGGUGGUUUCCUUGCCCUCUUCCCGAGAAAACUGUGGAAGAACGCCAACGGCGGGCGUGGGCCCAGGGGCAGAAGGCCACGCCUCGCCCCUCCUGUCUUCCUCCCUGCAUUUUCCGCCCAUGGAGCCUGGGUUGUGCCACAAGCCCAGCCGUGGGGAUAAAUCUUCCCCGUUCCUCCUGGGAGCUGCGUGGUUUCAAUGGGGACAGAGCCCAUGGGAGAAGAGGAUCCAUGGGUGACCGCAAGCUUUGUGGGCACAGGGUUGCGAGUUCCGUCCCUGACAACUCCGUUUUUUAAAAAAAAAUGAUUUGGGGUAACCUUGCCAGGUUGAGAAAAGGCCUCCCCCCCCGCCCCGCCCCGUCUGUGAGACUGAGUUUGAGCAUUCGUUGGGGGUCAGUCUAAACACAUAUGAACCGCCCGACUUGGAUUCUCUCCAAAUGUUGGUCUCUCUGGUGAGGUGGCGGAGCUUGGGCUGUGCGUGGUCCAGGUUCAAAUCCCACUCCGGCUUGAGACUUUGUGUGCAACGUAGGGAUGGAGAGGUGAGAUGCACUGGACUGGAGAAGGCCCCUUUGGGCGUUGCUUCUGCAAGCGGAGGGCUGUGCCGCUCUCCCCAGCACAAGCAAACCAGUAUCCCUCCAGUGACCCGAAAAAUUGCUCUUCACCCAACAGGCUCCCCACGGUAGCAAGAAGCCCUUGCCCUGCAAUGGGAUCUUCACCUCCUUUAUCUUCUCCCUUUCGAGGUCUGCUCCUGGAACCUGCAGAAAUCCAGGCCUUGCUCCACGUUUUCUCGCCCCCGAUAGCUGCGCUGGAAACAAACUUCUGUAGGCUAACGUCCCGCGCUGUCUUUUCUCCUCUAUGGAAAUAUUUAUAGACAGCUAUUUUAAAAAAACGAAAAAGAAACCUGCCAUGUUUUUUCCCUUAAAGGCACUACUUUGGAAUGAAAACACCCCUUACAUUUCCUCCCCCCACCCUUUCCAUUUUCCAUUAAGGGGAAAAUGCUUAUGUUAUUUGAUCAGGAGUGUUUAUUUUUUCCUUUUGCGGUGUCUGCCCCCCACCCCCACCCCGAAAGGCAGGACGGAUAUAAAUACUUUCAGGAUUUGGGAAAGAGAUGAAGCUGGGUAUUUUUAAAAGGAGAUUGGGGUUGGGGAUGUUCUCGAGAACAAAAUAGGAGGUGAAUUAGACAUCCGGGGGGGGGGUGUACCGUAUUUUUCCUUGUGUAACACGACCCCGUGUAUAACACGAUCUCUAUUUCUGGAGACUCAAAUUUUUGAAAAUGGGGGGAGAUGACCCCCAUGUAUAAGACGACCCCCGUUUUUUAACAUCAUUUUAGAGUAAAGAAACCUAGUCUCAUACAUGGGAAAGUACGGUAUGUGAGGGAGAGAGACCCCGGGGGUUACUUCAUCUUCAGAGCAGUCCCCUUAAAACUCAUAUACAAGCAAGGAAAUUGGGAUGGGGGCCACAACAAAUGAGGCUACCCCCUUUAAUUUAUAAGGAGACGAGUGUGUCUUUAUUUUACGGAGCUUUUGUAGCCUUAUGUUUUAACAAUAAUAACCUGGAGGUGUUGGAUUUGAAAUGUGCUAAUCCUCACAACCAGUCUGCUCACCCCUAUUUCGUUGUCCGAUACUGAAAUUACUGUGACUUGUGUUCAGAAACGCUGCAUUAUGUGUGUGUAUAUAAUAUAAUAUUCCCCCCCCCACAUGGCACUUUGAGUUUCCUGGCCGGCCACUGAGGCCUUGGCUAGGAAUGGCACCUUGUUUUUCUACAACACAUUGUCUCCCCAAAUAUAAUUUCCAUGUAAAACCAAAACAAAUGCUGAUUUAUUUUAUUAUAUAUAUAUAUAUUUAAAAUCAUGCUAUAAAGCUACGGCACUUGAAACCUAAGUCUCUGCACCAAAGAUCUUGCGAUAACAGAAAUAACGGGCAAAAAAAAUGUUGGCGGGUGGGAAGAUGGAAGGGGGGGGUGAGUUGGUUGUGAUUAUUAUUAUUUAUUGAAUUUAUAUACCGCCCUAUCUAUACCUGGAGGUCUCAGGGUGGUUUGCAGUGGCACUGGUGAGGGUGAGGGAGAAGGAGAUAUAUGUAAAUUUCGGAAGAAAUUUAAAAGAAGAGAGAGCCGAUAAUAUGAUGGCUGAGAACACACUAUUAUUAUUAUUAUUAUUAUUAUUAUUAUUAUUAUUAUUUACAUCACUUCAUUGUAAAAAAAACAACAACCUCAGAAGCAGUUGGAAGCUGAGGCAUCCCAGUCAGAUGGGCGGGGAACAAAUAAUAAAAU